Messenger RNA from Leguminivora glycinivorella, 7962 nucleotides. It is a transcript of the gene Hr4, whose product is annotated as hormone receptor 4. Lineage: Eukaryota; Metazoa; Arthropoda; Insecta; Lepidoptera; Tortricidae. The transcript is spliced from 8 exons. The record is from RefSeq and is a predicted model, not a curated record. Gene Ontology annotation, biological process: regulation of DNA-templated transcription. Gene Ontology annotation, molecular function: zinc ion binding; DNA-binding transcription factor activity; sequence-specific DNA binding. Bases 547 to 2796 code for a protein of 749 amino acids.
AAAAAAGCGAAACAAAAACUUUUAUAGUAACGGUGAAUAAGUACCAGAGCGAGAUGACUAUAUUUCGGCGGCGUACUCUUCGAUCGUAAGGUCGACUACGAAAAACACUGACGCAAUUUUUACAGCGUACGUAAUUGAGGACUGACGGCGCCGGCGGUGUGUGCGUGCGCGUCGAGAGCGACGCCCGCGUCCGAAACGGAGGCGGAAUAUUUAGGUGAAAGUGUUUCGAAUUUCGACAUGACGACAUUCGCGCGCAGUCGUUAUCGUGACUUUGCCGAAUCGAGAGGUUCGGGGAGCGCGAGCUCGGACCACCGGCUACCCUCGCGUUUGCUCCACAGGAAGUGCGCCGACCGAAUGCUGAACCCAGUGCUUAUUGAAAAACUAUGCUGAGAGUUGGUGUGUCCAAAAAUUUUCGGAGACGUAAAUUAAAAAGGUGAAUCGGUGAAUUUGGGAGCUGGUUCGAGGGAUGCUCCCGAAGCCCUAGCGCGCAAGCUGGGGCCGGACGAGGCGCGCGCCGCCUCCGCGCACCACCGCCGACUGCACAACAUGACUUCCACGAUGGGAAUAAUGACACUCAGCCGCGGCCCGUGUGACCUUGACAACAUGAGUCUCUUCCAAGACCUAAAACUAAAGAGGCGGAAAGUUGACUCCCGAUGUAGUAGCGAUGGCGAGUCGGCCGCCGACACCAGCACGUCGUCGCCGGACCCGGGCCCGCCCUCGCCGCGCAUGGCCGACGCCGGCUGCAGCACGCCGCCGCACCCGCCGCCCAUGUUCGACGACGGCAGCUCUCCCACACCCACCCCGGCCUGCCACCCCACCGUCAUCCGCUCGGCGCCGCCAUACUCCGUCAUCAAGUUUGAGGGAGCCGCCGGCUCCAACAAGUCUGACAAUUCGCAUGCCAUUAAACACGUGGUCACGUCGCCCACGCAACACUCCUCUGUGAAGCUGGAGGGUCCGCCGGCGGAGCCGCCGCUCCCGUACAGGCCGCGAGCGCCCGCGCCGCCGCCGCCCGGCGUGCACUCGCCGCUCGCGCCGGGGCCCUGGCCGCCGGCCGCCUGCAUCAACGGUGUCAAGCCGGAACUUAUCGGCGGACACUUCCCGCCACAACCGCAGGAGCCCAAGACUGGUGCGCGAGGGCCCGGACAAUGGAGAGGGGCGCCCGCCGUCAUCAUGGGUGAAUCCGGGGGCGUACGAACAAUGUUCUGGACGCUCCCGGCGCCCACUCCCGGGGGUGAGGCGUCUGCGACACCGAGCGGGUCGCACACGCCGACGCCACCGACUCCCGACCCCACUACGUGCAGCGAAGAAUCUGCGGCUAGACUGCUUUUGAACCUAGGUGGCGAGCUGAGGCGGCAGCGCGGCCCGCCAUUGAACAUGGAACUAUUAUGGGCGGGAGACGUAUCACAGCUGCCGGCUCACCAACAACUACACGCUCUGAACCUGAGUGCGGCGGCGGGCAACACGGCGGGAGCCUCGGGCGGGCCGGUCCCGAGCCCACACUCCAUGCCACGCCCGGAGCUGCGCGCCUACGCACCAGAAGCCGAACGUGAAGAAGAUGAACAGCCUAUGAUCUGCAUGAUAUGCGAAGACAAAGCGACUGGUUUACAUUAUGGAAUUAUCACCUGUGAAGGAUGCAAAGGUUUCUUCAAAAGAACUGUACAGAAUAGACGUGUGUACACAUGCGUCGCAGAUGGAGGCUGUGAAAUCACAAAAGCGCAAAGAAAUCGAUGUCAAUAUUGUCGUUUCAAGAAAUGUAUUGAACAAGGCAUGGUUUUACAAGCUGUAAGAGAAGAUCGCAUGCCUGGCGGGAGAAAUAGCGGCGCAGUGUACAAUUUGUACAAAGUAAAAUAUAAGAAGCACAAAAAGGCUAAUAAAGCAGCGACAACAACAAGCCGGGCGUCGCCACCAGAAAAGCCUAAAGAACCAAUGCCACCUCUCCCGCCUCAUCUGGUCAACGGCACCAUUCUUAAGACUGCUCUCACCAAUCCUAGCGAGAUGUGUUGCGUUCAGGUUGUCCACCUAAGGGCUCGAUUAGAGAGCGCAGUGUCGUCGUCUCGUGACCGCGCGGUGCCGCUGGAGCGCGCGCUGCACAUGAUCCGCGCGCUCAUCGACUGCGACGCCAUGGAGGACAUCGCCACCGUGCGCCACCUGCCCGACCUCCUACACGACACCUCCGAAAUAGGCGACAAGCUAUGCAAGAUCGGGGACUCCAUCGUACACAAGAUGGUCGCGUGGACGAAGAAACUGCCCUUCAUAAUGGAGAUUCCGAUGGAAAUACACUCCAAGCUCCUGAUGGAGAAGUGGCACGAGAUCUCGGUGCUGACGACGGCGGCGUUCCAGGCGAUGCACGGGAAGCACGCGCACGCGCCGCCGUCCUCGGACCACGAGCACGACUUCAUACAGGAGGUGAACGCAAACCUGCGGACGCUGCAGAACUGCCUGACGUCGCUGAUGGGGCGGCCCAUCACCCUGGAGCAGCUGCGGCUCGACGUGGGGCUCGUCGUCGAGAAGAUGACCCAGAUCACCUGCGUCUUCCGCCGCAUUCAGCUCCGGAUGGAGGAGUACGUCUGCCUCAAAGUCUACAUAUUGCUGAACCAAGAAGUGGAACUGGAAGGCAUUCAGGAGCGAUACGUGCAGGUUUUACGCAGCUAUCUGGAGCACGCAGCUCCCCACCAUCCCGGCAGACUGCAGGAACUAUUUGCCAGGAUACCUGAGAUCCAAGCAGCGGCGAACCUCCUACUGGAAAGCAAGAUGUUCUAUGUGCCGUUCGUGCUAAACUCGGCAGAGAUCAGAUAGUACGUGUAGUCGCGCCGCGCGUCUUAUGUCACCACCUGUGUUCACUGCCCCGGCACAAGAGCUCGUACAAUGUUCCUAGUCGCCCGCCAAGGGCCGGCCGCCGGCCGCCGGCCGCCGGCCGCCCGACGGCCCGCGCGCCCUCGCGGCGCGAUAGCGAACUCUCGCGAGCACGGCUGCACAUACCAGCACUCGCCUCGCGCCCACGAGUCCAUGUGUGUAACGAUGUUUAUUUUAGAGGAAUUAAAACGUCCCAAUUGACAGACUGAUUUUUAUUAAUAGUUGUUAUGUGAUAAGCGCCAGGGACUCGAAUGCGUGUUUUAUACCUACGUGGUAGUGUAUACUAAUUAGUGUAAAAUAGUUUAAUGUUAGUUCAUAUUUAAAACUGACAGAAGGAUCGCAUAAUAUAUUAUUUCUGUAAAUAUAGAGUACUUUAUAGCAUAAGUAGAUUGUUUAAGAUGUUGUUUUAGAUAGAUUUGUUUCUUGUACAUGGAAUAUUGCUGUUUUAGUUUGCAUUUUAUAACGUGUAGGGGUACCUAACCAGUGUAAUGUAAUAAUGAGAAUUUUACCUGUCUAAGACUUGUUGGUAAGUAAUGUUAUGUAAAUAGACUGUAAGUACGUACUCUCAGUGUUUACCAAGACUGCUUGUAUACAACUGUACUGUUUAUACACUAACAAACAUAAUGUUCUAUAGUCACAACUUAUGCAUUUUUAUUGCCAAUACUUCGCAUAGACACGUUUCGUGCAUUAUAAUUUUAUCUAAUGUUUUCUCUCGUCCCUAUUCUGACUUAACCAAGUAAUGUAAGGAUCCGGUGUACAUUGUAGACGAUGUUUUAUUAUACUUGCUUAUUGCAUUUCUCUUACGAAGUUAUCUUCACGUGUACCUAUUGUACAGGUGCUUUACACUUUCGUUUGUUACUGUAUUUAGACAAUCCGAACUCAACUCCUCAGUCACUAAUUGCGAUAAAUAAGUGUGUAGGUAAUAUACAUCAGCAUCACAUAUCUCACUCGAGACAUCCAUCCCACCCUAUGUUCGAAUUUACUAUGCACUUAUACGUACAUGUCGAUCUACCUACUAAGUUGGUAGAUGUAGUUUCUUUCAGUCAGGAUAAAUAUAAUUAGAAAAAUCAUUCCUUCAUAGUCAUUUAUUAGAAACGUAUUAAACUCACAACGCAAUGGUUCAUUCCCCGAGAAACAUUCAUCGUCGCCAUCUUCCGUUCGACUUCCUUUCUGACAACAUUAUCUCAUAGAACUUCCAUCAUAUUUAUCCCGUACUCAUACAUUAUGUAUAAAAUAAAUAGGUAAAUGAAACUUAAUUGUAUAACGUUAAUAAUACUACUUUAAAUAAAUAGAAACAAAGAGACUUUCUCAUUUUAACACUGUCGGUAUAUCACUGCCUUUCGUUUUUAAAACUUAUUUGCCGUUAUUGCUAUACAUAAGUCUCCGGUUUCUCGUUAAUGUUUUAGUGUAAUGGACGUUCCAGCAACGGUGAACAGUUACCAAUAGCUUUAGGAAGGCGACGUACGCCGAUUAUCUUAAGUAAUUACAACCAAAAAGUUCGUUAUAGGGACUUACAUAGGUUCUAGUUUAAAACGGUUAAGCGUUGUACCACACAUGUCUCGAUGUCGUGGCGAGCGUGUAGCGGCCAUGUUACAAGAUCGACAACGCUCUUAAUUCUGUACAAGAACGUAUUAUUUGGCAGAAUACCGCCGCUCUUUAAAGGUAUCAUGUACCGUUCUUUGUUCUACACAUACUUAAUAGCCACGACAUCUUUCUUCCACGUAGCUUACGAUCUCGUCCCGGUAAUGAAGACGUUAACUCAUAUCCAAUAAACACUUACAAUUUGGAUUAAAAUUUUCUUCUAAGCUACUUUUGGGCCCUAACUUAAGAGUGAACCCAUUUCUAGCACUCCAACAUUUAGGAUGAACACAUCGCAUUCGAUUCUGUCAACACUUCAGUCGAAAGUUUUAUGUUCACGUAAAAUACAGAUUGGUAGAGGUAGCUUAGCAGAAAUGUGUGUUUCGGCUUAGACUUCAGGUGGCAAAGGUAGAAGUCUAUAGACAACUCUAGAAGAGCAGCCAUGUUGACUAAAUCGAGCGACACACGACCGUUCCUCGUCAUGUUACCAUUAGAUAAGUGUUAGGUAUUAACGUGUUUUAUAUGUGUAAUUUAAAUUAAUGAAUACAACCAGUUACAAUACUGCCAUUAAAUGCCUAAAUAUAAAUACCUAGUUUCAAAAUAAUUUUGUUAUAGGUAACUAAUGUGUAUAUGAUUUAACUUAGUAAAACGGCGUUCGUGAAAUUAUAAGUUAAAUGUGAUAAUUAAACAGUGAUAGAGUAAAUAUUCGGGGUAAAGAGCGCCCCGUGCCGUGCUCGAGCGGAAAGCCAUGGGGCACGCUAAGGCAACUACUGGGCACCAGCGUCUACUGCCAACUCCCGACUUUAUAUAAAUUAGUCUGAUUGUGUUUGACUCUUGCAAUUAUAUGAAUUACAAUAACGUACACGCGAGUACGUACCUUUAUCGAUUUUCGGAAGUUCACAUGUAUUUAGCCCUGUGUAGGAGCGUCUGACGUAACUAAAAGAGUCUGAACUAUAGGAGCUCGGUACCCGCGCGUGUAGCUUGCUUUAGAGGCCCCCAUUGAAGUCCCGCCGUGGCGUAUCCUCUCCUGUAGGAACUUCAUGUCAAAUAUUCUCCUUAAUUGGGUAACUAUAUUUAUUUAUCUUAAUUGUAAAUUAGUUUUAUAAAACACCAUCUUAACGACGGUGUAACUCUAAAGUCUGAGGUAAAGAUGCCUUUAUAGAUUACAUGUUACGAGGAAAUCAUAAAAAAAACUAAUCACGAAUCGUGCGUCAUUCUACUAACGUGUAAAUGAUUAUGUGUAUGUAGAUAAUAUGACACUUAUUUUGUUAGUAUCGUAGCGUAUACUGUUAUUAAGGUGAAACUAACGGCAUUGUAUCAAAUGGAGAUUAGGACGGUAAGGAUGUUAUUGGCGUUGUACAAAGGAUAGUAUUGAUAGAAAUUAACGAUAAAAUUGGCGCAUUACUGGCGAGUACCUAAUUAGAAUAGUACACGAAGAGCCCACUGAGGCUAACAUUUCUUGUGUAAAUAAAUACUAUUUUGACAUAAGAUGGCCACUUGCUUUUCGAUGCUGUCCUGAUUAUUUGCUGGACUCUGUAAUAAGACUUAAUCGCCUAUUUCUUCUUUCAAACUCGUGUUCUUCUGUUCAAAGCAAUCCAGGAUAUUAGAUGCAACAAAAAAUCGAAAAUAACUGAACGUAGAAUUUGCUCCUGGUUGGUGAUUUGAUUGCGUUUGAGUAAUUUGCAUCCGUACCAGUCGGCUCUCGAACCAAGUUCACUCCUCCGCAGGCCGCUCUGUGGGAUGGAAUCGAUUUUGGAGGCUGCUGGAGAUACGGUCGUAGCGCCGCGCAGUCCGGCGCCGCCCGCGGCUCACGCCGGCCGCCGCCGGCCGCCCGCCGCUCACAAUCAAUUAUUAAUCAUUAAUCUAUUGGUACAUGAAUGUAUUGUAAACUACUCUAAGGCUGAGAUGUUUAGUGCGGAGUGCGCGACGCGGCCGCGCGCCGUCCCUGCGCGGGCGCCGACGGGCGGACCUAGUUAAUAUUUCGAAAAUAUUUUGACUGAUAUAAUAAUUUAAACGUAAUAAUGUUAAUAUAUUUAUAAGAAUGUAACAAAAAACUUAAUGCAUUUCACACUUUCUUUACAGUCCAUAAGAAAAAUUACAUGUAAGAUAUUGUGACGAAAUAUUUUCACAUUGAUAGUGUAAGGUUUGUUGUGUAAAAUAGCGUUUCGUGUAUUUCGGGUAAAAGAAGGGUUGAAAUUGUGUACAUUAGACAUUGUAUUAAAAUAAUAGUACUGAAAAUGGUGUGUAAAUCAGUAACAGAAUAUAUAUAUUUGGAAACGUUGAAGAGUGAUUGUUGUAAAUAUACAAUAUACAUAUAUAGAACCACAUGUCACAGAUGAAUAUUUGAAAUAAGUACAUACACAUUCAUAGAUAUCUGUUCUAAAUGUUUUAUUCAGAUAACAAUAGGUAAUCGUGUUCUGUUAUGGUUAAGUGUCUAAAUAAAAACUAUAAACAAACACGUUUCGCUUGUCUGGUUCAUUCGACGAUUUUGUAUCUAUCUGUUUCCUCACUUUUUUGAAUCGAAGUAUUUUAGAGAUAUAAUAUGGUAUACAAGUAUGUUUAUCUGUACACGUGUCACAGUCGGCCCUCGGGGCCGCUCGGUCCCGCGGGGCGGGCGUCCCGACUCCCGGGCUCCGACGCCGCCUGUCCGAGGAGCUAUUUGCUAUGUUCUUUAUAAAAUUUGAUAGUUGAUUGUGAACGAGUGUGCUGUUGUACUGUACUCUCGUAUUUAUUUGGGCUCGCUCAAUUUCAAGACUUAUCGCUUUCAGACCUAGCAUAUUAUACAUUGUUCGCUUUAAUUUAAGUAUUAUCAAUACGAUAGGGUUCUGUACUUGUAGUAUGUCACUUAGUUGCUGAUCGCUGAACCGUACUCGUUGGUUUCGGCCGCGCCGGGCUGGCUACGGACUUAAUACACUCAGACCUACGUUUUCAAGACAAAUCUUAUUCAGACUAACUUUAAAUACAUAACUUCACAUCUACACAAGGUCAAAAAAAUCAACUCAAUACAUUAUAAUUUCAGGCUAUACAAUGCGACAUAGUUACAGUUGUAUACCAAAUCUAAAAAAGUAUAAAUAAAGGUACCUACGUGUAGUAAGUACUAACUUGACAGAUGGUGCUGCAUUUAAUCAUAGGUAUAUCAGUGCAAGAGUUUAAUUUCUAAAAUAAUAAAUCCAUUUUAUUGCUGACUUAAAGACAGUGAAUCAAUGGUAGCACUUUAGUUUUGGUAUGCCCACUGUUAGCUACGUGACAUACGUUAGUCGCAACCGUGCCGUGUCCGUGCCGUGUCCGUGCCGCGCCCGGCCCGGCCCCGUGUGUAGUGCACUCAGGAAGUCAUGUACUGCUCUAUAUUGUCUCGUUGAGUGGUGCGCCGGCUGUUAGUCAAAAGAUUGUAAUGGUUUGCCAAGAGAAGUUACCUACAAGUUGUGUUUAGUUAGCGAUGCAUAACGUGUUUGUACUUUAAUUUGUUUUUUAGUUUUACUCUUGGAAAUCAAUGGUUAAUAAAUUAAGAAAAUAAAAUGUAUGUGAAUUAUU